AUUGCAAUAAUCAUUUCAACUUUUUCCCUCAUUAUCUUUUGUCCUUGUGGUGACAAACAGAUAACUCCAGCGAGAUUCUACAAGAAAACUCCAAUGGUUUGGUCAUUUUUAAUCAUUGAACAUAACGAUUGGCAAAAUAGAAUUUAACGUAACAAGAUGGCAAUUAAAGACAAUGGCACAAGCGUUAAAAAGGGCAUUUCGAUCAGAGGAAAAUAUAGAUUCUACUAGUCAUAAACUCGAUAUUUAAGCACUCCAAUCCUGGGCAAGUUGCAUGUAAAUAUAUAUGUGCUUACUUGGACAAAGUAGUGUAAGUUCGUACAAUGGAUUCAGAGGUUGAACUUGAACAUGGAGGAAUUAAAGUUGAUGGAGAAUUGGGUUGGGGAAAGUCUUUACCAGUACCAAGUGUCCAGGAGAUGGUGAGGAAUGACUCCGAGUUUGUUCCGGAAAGAUACAUACAGGAGAGCAAAGACAGGCCACUCGAUUCCACCUUCUACCCCAAGUUUAAUGAAAUUCCAGCCAUAGAUUUAUCUCUGCUGAUCAAUGGAGAUGAAGAUGAACUACACAAACUAGACUUUGCCUGCAAAGAAUGGGGUUUCUUUCAGAUAAUAAACCACGGGGUUCCAGAGGAGGUUUUAGGUGAAAUGAAGGCUGUUGUCGCAGAUUUUUUCAAUCUCCCAUUGGAAGAGAAAAAGAAGUAUGCAAUGGCAGAGAAUGACCUUCAAGGAUAUGGCCAGGCAUACGUAGUUUCAGAAGACCAAAAACUGGAUUGGGGUGACUUGAUAUACUUAAUGACAUCCCCACUUGAAGCUCGAAACAUGAAGUACUGGCCAACAACCUUAUCAGGUUUCAAGGAAGCAGUUGAAGAAUACUCAAGAGAAAUAGAGAGAGUAAGUGAGGAAAUCAUGGCCAGCAUGUCUUUGUUGAUGGGAAUGGAUAAGAAUGGGUUGAAGAGGCUUCAUGUAGUGAGGAAACAAUCAAUGAGAAUGAACUACUAUCCACCCUGCUCCAAGCCUGACCUUGUUCUCGGUGUUAGUCCACAUUCCGACGGUGGAUCCAUAACCCUACUUCUCCAGGACGACGACAUCACCGGUCUUCAAAUCAGAUAUAAGGGAACAUGGCUUCCUGUAAAGCCAAUCCCAAACGCACUGGUGGUCAACAUCGGUGAUGUUGUUGAGGCUUGGAGCAAUGGGAUGUACAAAAGCAUUGAGCACAGAGCCGUAACUAAUGAGAACAAAGCAAGAAUGUCAAUAGCAACAUUUGUAAUUCCACACGAAGGAAUUGAACUUGGUCCUGUGGAAUCAAUGAUGCAGGAUCAGCCAAGAAUGUACAAGACCAUGAAGUACUUGGAUUAUAUUAUACACUCUUUAGGGAGAAAAAUGGAUGGAAAAGCUCAUACAAACUUUCUCAAGUUAGAAAACGAGUCAUGAAUCAAAUGAAAGGCUUCUGAAAUCUUCUCCAGUUAGAACGCAAAAGCAUCAUUAUACCUUUUAGUGACAUUACAAAUUGUUUUUUUUUCUUCUCUUUUUCAAGUUAUGGGUUCGUAAAUGACUAGAAUAUUCACAUAUAUUAAUCCUAAUAACGAAAAAGUAAACAAGAGGAGAUCAUUAUUGCAUGU
Cannabis sativa is the source of this 1615-nucleotide messenger RNA. Its product is annotated as protein SRG1. The transcript has 4 exons. The record is from RefSeq and is a predicted model, not a curated record. Lineage: Eukaryota; Viridiplantae; Streptophyta; Magnoliopsida; Rosales; Cannabaceae. The coding region runs from base 321 to 1427 and encodes 368 amino acids.